This is a messenger RNA of Lampris incognitus (smalleye Pacific opah), 2425 nucleotides long. It is a transcript of the gene rhov, whose product is annotated as ras homolog family member V. The transcript is spliced from 3 exons. The coding region runs from base 125 to 835 and encodes 236 amino acids. Gene Ontology annotation, molecular function: GTP binding; GTPase activity. NCBI's taxonomy places the organism in Eukaryota, Metazoa, Chordata, Actinopteri, Lampriformes, Lampridae. Gene Ontology annotation, biological process: small GTPase-mediated signal transduction. The record is from RefSeq and is a predicted model, not a curated record.
GCAGCAGCCGAAAGAAAGUCUGUCAAAUAUAUAUAUAUAUAUAUAUAUAUAUUUUAAUACAGUUUCACUGUAUUCAAGAGCAGACUGAGGGUGCGAUUCGCCAGCUUUUCAUGUCCGUCUCGACAUGCCACCUCACAUGGAUUACUUCUACCACGAAUCGCGCGUCCCGUCCGCUUGCGGGUUGACCCAUGAAGAUGAGCUGGAGCCCGGCACCAUCAGCUGUAUGCUGGUCGGGGAUGGAGCCGUCGGAAAGACCAGCAUGAUCGUCAGCUACACGUCCAACGGAUACCCGGCGGAGUACAGACAAACGGGAUUUGACGUCUUCUCAGGUCAGGUCCAAGUUGAAGGAGCUCCUGUCAAAGUUCAACUGUUGGACACUGCUGGACAGGAGGAAUUUGACGAUUUCCGGUCACUGUCCUACGCCCACACAGACGUCUUCAUCCUGUGCUUCAGUGUGGUCAACCCCACCUCGUUUCACAACAUCACCAAGAAGUGGAUCCCAGAGAUCCGGGCGCACAACCCUUCCUCGCCCAUCAUUCUGGUGGGCACCCAGUCGGACCUCUUACUGGACGUUAACGUGCUAAUAAACCUGGACAAGGACAAGGUCAAGCCAGUUCUCAGCUCUCGGGCUAGAAACAUGGUGGAAAAGAUAAGGGCUACAGACUAUGUGGAGUGCUCCUCUCUGACUCAAAAAAAUCUGAAAGAGGCGUUUGACGCGGCGAUCUUCGCUGCCAUUAAGCAUAAGGCCCGUAAGGCUAAGAAGAGGAGGUCGUCCGACAGACGUACAAAAGCUUUCUCCAGAUGCAGCUGGAAGAAGUUCUUCUGCUUCAUCUGAACUCACUGAAUUGAUUUAUUAGCCCUGUGGGUUGUGCCAAGGACAUAAGGUUAUUUAUUGAACCAUUCCUUGUGUUCACUUGAUGUCACAACCCCACUAUCCCCUGUUUUGUUGCUAAUUAGCAGUGGCAGUUUAGCAUCCCGCCCAUGCCCCACUCAGCUUAACCCUGCCUCGGAUCCAACAAGGCAGAAGUUAAGGCAAACCAAAAGGACAGCGAGCGUGACGAACAGUGGACUACUGGGAAGAGCAGGGCAGAUUCGGAAGAAAUCUCCCAUCUUUAUCCUUCAUUGCGCAAUGUAAAUAAAGAAUACAAAGUCAAUAUAGGAGAAGUAUUCUCGGCCAGCACUGGCCAACCAGUAGAUAGGAAAGAGCACUGCAUUUUUCCCCCCAAAGAUACUACAUCCGACAAGGCCAUGCUGAACACCCUGUCCCAAGAGGGAAAAGACACAAAGCCAUGUAAAUACUGUUAAUUUGCAUGGUGUGGAUUGCUGCCCACUGUUUCCUUUGGAUUAUAUGUGUGAGUGUAUACACGUGUGUCAGUAAGGGAAAGAGUGGGAGUUAAUAGGGAGAUACGGUGAAAGCCAAAUCUCUAUUGUGCUCUUAGCUGCCCCAGUUACCCCAGCCCACUCAUACGCAACGGGUAGAAGGCAAAGUUGCAAUGCAAGGUGUCAAACUCUUACUAGUGUGCAAAAACAAAACUGUCCUAGUGGCUGUCUUAUGUUGGUGACUCAAUCAACUGACAGAAUUAGCACCCAGAGCAUUUGAUAUUUAACAAUUAUUUGUUAUGAACUGAAUAAACAAUCAUGCAAAAGAGGCACGGUUGGGUGAUUAGUUUAUGGUAGAUGAGAAACAAGUGUGUUUCCUUGUUUUGAUAAUCUUACAAUAGCAACGAAACCCCAUUUGGAAAUGUCUUAUCUAUUCCCAUGCCCGAAGUGAAGGGGUUCAGGGGAGCAGUAAUCCCGGUCUUUUCAUACCUGCCUCAUGAUAAUCUGCAUCUGUAAAGCGGGGGCACCACUGGAGUCUUAAAUCCAACCCCCCGGUGAACCUCCCACUGCAGUGAUCUGCCUAAAACAAGACCCUUUUUUUUUUUACAAGCUGCCCUUUGUUUACAUGCAACAAUACACUCCUCACUGUCUCCCCAAUAACCGAGGCCUCUUCACAAGCUGUAGAGUUGCAAAGUUAAGGAAAGCUACACCGCCUCCACUUCAACAUAAACAUACCCUUUUUUGUCCAAUAGCUCUGGUGCCUGUCACGUUUGUAUUUUGGGAAGUCAUAUUCCCAGCUAUGGUGUGAUUACGUCUUGACGACAAAAGCCAAGUGGCCAACGUCCAGGCAAGGCUUUUCUAUGCUUCUUGUGGAAGUCAAUAAGUAAUGAACAAGAUGUUCCGUUUGUGAAAAACAGUUUGUCGUUUGUCAAGUUUUUCUUGUCUGCAAUGUUGGAAAAUUUCAUGGAUUUUCAAAUGUCUUGAUAGCAUCCAUGAGUAAAACCUUUGUGAAAUUUCAUAUCUUUGUCACUAAUGGAAGGAUUAACAUCCUCUGCUCUGAGCUAUUUGUCUUUUUUUUACAUGUUGGAGUGAUGUGAUGCAAAUA